AUGCAAGGGGUUGUUGAUGAGUUUAAACAUCAACUGGACAAGUACCAACGGGAAGUUAAACGCAUUUUCAAACGAAAAGAAGAAGAGGUUGAGAAAAUAAAAGCAUUUCGGUUACAGAUAGAUCGUAGACUUGAUGUUCUAGAAAAGAGUAGUAUUGAUGAAAUAGAGAAGACAUAUCAAGCCUUAAUCAAGAAGAUUGCGGAUGACAGUUGUGAGUUGACAACAUCACAACAAAACGUCAACUCAUCGCACGAUAGUAUUAUAUCCGCUGGUUCCAACACGUCACAACAGUUUGUGAGUAAUAAAAGGGGAAAGACGGCUACAGAAAAAGCAAAUAAAUGUAUAGCAGACAAGAUGAUAGAAUAUCUCGUGGCCACUAAAAGAGAACAAGUACACCAACUGAACAAAUCUGUGAUACUACAAAUCAAGUCUGAUGAGAAUCCAUCUAGAACAAAACUGGAAGAAGGCAUUAUAAUGUUACAGACCACAUACAAACAAAGAAUGACCGAUGCAGAUAGCACAAACGUGUGCAGCCAGUGUGGCAAGACUUUCCGCCAGAGGCGGAAUUUACGUACGCACGAGAAGAGCCAUGCAGGAACCUUUCCCUUUACUUGCUGUGACAGGGGUUUCAGGUCUCGGCGAGAUCUUGAUAGGCAUAGGUGCAGAGAGCAUGAUUUAACAAAGAAUUACGUCUGUUUGACAUGCAAUAAGACAUUUGCCACAAGUUCAGACUUAAAGGCUCACGAGAGGAGGGAGAACAAUCAAACGGGUUUUCAGUUGUGA
This is a messenger RNA of Mercenaria mercenaria, 783 nucleotides long. RefSeq names its product zinc finger and BTB domain-containing protein 14-like. The record is from RefSeq and is a predicted model, not a curated record. NCBI's taxonomy places the organism in Eukaryota, Metazoa, Mollusca, Bivalvia, Venerida, Veneridae. Gene Ontology annotation, cellular component: nucleus. Bases 1 to 783 code for a protein of 260 amino acids. The transcript has 4 exons.